Populus nigra (black poplar) is the source of this 2869-nucleotide messenger RNA. RefSeq lists its product as uncharacterized. The transcript has 4 exons. The coding region runs from base 477 to 2603 and encodes 708 amino acids. The record is from RefSeq and is a predicted model, not a curated record. NCBI's taxonomy places the organism in Eukaryota, Viridiplantae, Streptophyta, Magnoliopsida, Malpighiales, Salicaceae. Gene Ontology annotation, biological process: regulation of photomorphogenesis.
AGCCACCCAACUUGGAAUCGGCUGUAAACUAAAAAUUGUCCGUGUUAAUUACUUCAUACACUCGUUCCAAAAUCGAGGGCCAAGUACAGUAUCUUUAACCAGUUUUUGGGUGUUAAUAUGAAGUAUUUUUCUUCAAUCUCUCUCUGUUGUUGUUGUUGUUGUUGUUAUUACUACCUUAAACUAGGAUUUGAUAGAUCUUGUCUCUUGUACUGAAUUCAAGCGUUUCAAGAAUAAAGUUCCUUUACACGGGGCUCCACAACUAGCGAGCAGAAUCCAAUGAAGAAGACCCAUUCGAAGCGAUAAGGAUCAGGUAUUUUGUGCAUGAUCACUGCCAAACUGAGUUAGCGUUCCUGCAACUUGAAUCUCCGCAUCAAGUGAAGAUAUUUCUUGCUCAAGUGAUCAUAUCUUCUAGCAAGCGAGGAAUUGCCACAGUACUUCUUGCAAAUUCCCAGUGCUCGCAAGACAAGUACCAGUCUAUGAAGCAGUGCCAGUCUGCUUGGAUGUCUCAUUGGACGCAAACUAGUUGCAGGAAAGAAAAUGAAGCUCCAAAGCGAUUAGGUGAUGAUUCUGGGGAAGUCAGUCAUGGUAGAAAACAUCAUCAGUCACUUAGUGGGCCGGAGAUGGAGACAUGUAGUUCUAAACUUGUCGGGGGGCUUGGAGAAUUAAUUGAGGGGAAAGGGAUCGACUUCAUGAAAGAUAACCGUACUAUGAGUUCAAAAAAACUGAGGAAUGAGGUGUUUGAGGGCCAGUCUUCUUUUCCGGUGUUCAAACCUUCUCAAGAUAGGGAUAGUGUUUUAUCUCUGAAGAAUGGUGUUUCUCUUGGUAGAACUGUUGAUUAUUUAUCCUUAAUGCCCGGACAGGCUCCUCCUGAGGUAGAAAUUCAGAGAAGAAAACCCCAGUUUCAGACAGAAGAUAUCAACUUGGCUCCAGAGAAGCAGGUGAAGUCUAAUAGUUUGCUAGAAAGGAGUAGCAGAGUCGUUUCGACACCUAUUCAGGAUGAUUUUGUAAGGUCGACUGCAGUUACUGUGCCGUGUGAGUUUGAAGGCAGAAGGGCUCCAAUUCAGUCCGUUUUCUAUGGGCUUGAUCACAUUAAUGAACCAGGCUGUGCGUCUUUGGUUCAUAAGAAGAAAAUGAAUAAAAAUGAUGGUCUUCUCUUUUGUGAUCCCUCAACAAGCAAUAAUCAGCUAAGAGAUUUUUUCGGUAAGUCAUUUCGGACGGUGCCAAAUCAUUCUGAUUUUGAAUUGUUUUCUAGCCAGAUCAGUCCCAGAGAUAAUAUCAAAUUAGAAAAAUUGUAUCAUGGAUCUUAUGCACUACCAAGUCUUCCCUCUGUUCAUGAUGUGGGGACUAUGAGAAUGCGUGCUACAAUAGACUCCAUAGAAGAAUUUUCUAGAGGUCCUCCGAAGUUUACCCAGACCACUCACCGCUUUUUCAUCACAAAAAAGACUGACGUAAACUUACCUGAUGGUGCCCAGAUGUUUAGAGAGUCAGCAACAUCCACUGAAUUUAAGGGGAAAAUGGUGACUGAACUCCUUGCUUUGUCUCCGGAUUUUGGCUUCCAUGUCAAGCAAGGAGAGCAGAUGCAUCCUCUGGGAAGCUCCACAGAGAGUGAAGGAAAAGAAAACACUGGGAAUGUCAAGGCUUCUGCAGUUGUUAAAGAGAAUGAUUCAUCAGCUGAUGGAAUAGAAAACACUGAGAAUGUCAAGACUUCUGCAGUCGAUGAAGAGAAUGAUUCAUCAGCUGAAACUGAUGCCAUGGAUAUUCACGCUUUCUGUGAGAAUCAUAUAUCUGGUGUGGCAUCGUUGCAAUCACAUAAGGACAUCAGCGAGGGCCAAAAGUCAACAGCUUCUCAAGCUGGAGUGCCUCCAGUCAGACAAGAAACCAAGGGCAGACAGAUGAACACCGAAUUACCUGAUAUUAAGCAACAACUUCCUGUACUUCCAGGCAUGGCAAGGUCACCAGAUGACAUGGAGACAAGCACCUCAAGAACCCAGAGUUUGGAUGUGGAAUGCUUCCUUCCCCAUCUUGAGCAUUCUACAAAUUCAAAAUCCAGUGAUUGCCAUAACGCUCCAUCGAGAUUGGACCCAUACAGCAGAUGGGUUAAACGUCUCAAACCAAGUGCUUCAGAUUCUUUUGGUUAUGGUACUAAAAGUUCAAAAGUUGAAGAAGCAUCAUCCCGUCGGAAAUUUAAUAAGUUGAUCAGCAAAAUGCCAAGACAUAGGAAAAGUAUUUCAGAACCAAAGAAAAGCAAGUCUUGUGGUAAAGAGCAGGCGGUGACAGAUCAGACUGCAGAGUCACCUAGGAACGCUAAAUCCUAUUCCACUUACUCGGCAAGGAAAAGUCAAGAAAUAACACUCUCUCAUGCUUGGGUUCAGAGGUGGUGUCAUAAGCCAUCUGCAUCUCCAAAAAAGAAGCCCAAGGCUGUGGUAGUUUCUGAGCCAGAAUGUUCAGUGGCAACACUAGACUACCAGAAGAAGCAGUUUGCUAGCAUUGCUGCUAUGGCUCUGAUGGGGAAGGCCAUGAAUGGUUUUCGUCCAUGUGAAUUCAGAAAACGGGGGUCUUCUGUCAUCUGGAAUACCAGGGGGUUCAGAGAUGAGCUUUCCUGAGAAAAUGCUAGGAUUGAAGAGCAAGAUAGGCAGCCACAGGAUGUGCCGGUUAUCCUAGCAGUUGACAUUAGUGCAACAAGUUAAAAUCUUUAUGCAUCAAUCCUCCAUCAGAUCAGUAGACUGGAGAUGGAGUCUGUAGAGCCUGAAUGUUGCUUUGUUAUGUAUCCUGCCUGAAUUUGUUUACAUUUCCUGCUUUCCACCUAUGAUCAGAUAAGGCAUUGUGGAUGGAUCUUAUGUGAGAUUUGGAAGAGGCCUUGUUUCUUCAA